Messenger RNA from Moneuplotes crassus, 774 nucleotides. The record is from the annotation of a GenBank genome assembly. NCBI's taxonomy places the organism in Eukaryota, Ciliophora, Spirotrichea, Euplotida, Euplotidae.
AUGGAGGAACUGAAGUCGAUUCAUAAAUAUGAAACGAAGCAAAUAGAAGAGUCUAAAGAGUGUGCUAUACAGGCCCAACUAGAGAAGCUGGAUGCGAACACCUUAGAAAUUGUGAACAAACAGUAUUUCAACAGACGUAUAUACGGCAGGGACAUGAAGAGCAUCAGAGUUAACUUUGAUAUCCCUCAUAAGAGGGUUCUAUUUAAGAAAGUGAUGAAGCAGGGAGCCCAAGCCAACCAUAUAUCCCUUCUAUCAUUCCAGAAAGUGGCAAGGCGUGAGGAAAUGAUUACCGAAUUUCUAAGUGGAGUCAAAGUGGAAAAGAUCAAUCAAUUAUGUUUAAAAGGCAGCACUGACUUAGUAGACUUCAGUCUUUAUACCAGGAGUCUUAUGAAGUUCAUCUCGAAGACAGUUGUGCUCGUGAGGAUCACUUUUUUCAAGAUAUCACACAGGGAUUUUGGGAGGAUCUUAAUGGCCUGAAACAACAAAUCUAAAAUUAAGUUUAUGAAGUGUAGGAUCACUGUUGAUCAUCUUGACUACCUUGAUAAUGCACAGCCUUUGAUCAUCCAACUGGAUCUUUUCAGGAAUAAGAUUAUACAACCUGAAGAGGACACUGCAGAUCUUAAUGGUCUCAUCCAGAAGAUGGCAGACUCCAAGCUCAACACUUGUUUAAAAACAGUCAUCAUUAAGCUUCCUAUACAAUAUAGAUGAGCUAAAGACACUGAUAUGAACAGAAAUUAUAAUAUCGGAAAGUUCACAGUAAAUAUUUCAAUCUAA